UCCGUGUGUGUGUGUGUGUGUGUGUGUGUGUUGCAGGUGAAGCUGCGGCUCCAUCAUGGUGAAGAUCAGCUGCGCGGCGAUUAACGGCAUCAAAGCCGAGAAAGAGGAACCGGAGCGCGUGUACAGCCCGCCGCAGCACGUGGGCGUGUCCCGGCGCUCCUCCCUCACUGGACUCUGUUGUUUACUGAUUGCGCUCAUCAUCAGCACCUGCAGCCUAGUGUACGCCUCCAUCUACAUCUACCGCUAUUACAUCAUCCCUCAGGCGGAUGAGUCUCAGUUCCGCUGUAAUGUGUACUAUGAAGAUGCCCUGAAGGCUCCUCAGCACAGUCGGGAGGAACUGCGGGAGAACGUGGACAUCAACCUGCAGAAGAACUACGAGAGGAUCAGCAUCACCGCUGGGAAGAGCAACCCUCGCGCACGGCCUGCUACCAUCAUACACGACUUUAACAAGGGUCUGACUGCAUAUCAUGACAUCACUCUGGAUAAGUGUUACAUCAGCGAGCUGAACAGCAGUGUCGUUCUGCCACCAAGGAACCUGUGGAAACUCCUCAUCAAUGUCAAACUGAGAACCGGCAAUGAGGCGUCUCUCCCCCAGACGUACAUGGUUCAGGAGGAGAUGGUGGUGUCUGAGCAGGUGAUGAACACGCAUGAGUUUGGCCUGUUUAUCCACAGACUGUGUGAGGGGAAACCAACCUAUCUGAUACGCCGCCGCCUCACACGCCGCCGUAUCGCCAAGCGUGAGGAGCAGACCUGUCACUCCAUCCGACACUUUGAGAACACGUUCGUGAUGGACACGCUGAUUUGUGACACGCCCUGAACCUUAACACCCACCUCAUGUCACAUCACUCUUAAUGACCUGUUUAUUGCUAUCAUGCUUUAAUUGGUUUCUUGUUAAAAAAAUCCCAUUAAUUCCAUUAAGCCCAUUAAUCACGCAGUAGCACUGUCUGUAUGUCCUGAUAUUACACUCCCAUUAUUUCUGCUAUAAUAUGAAGUAUAAUCAUGUUAAUGUAAGAAUAUCUUCACACUGAACCACAUAUUUAACUAGCGCUAGUUGGCUAAAAAACAUAGCACUCUCUGAAAACAUCUGCGGGAGAAGUGUAGUCGCAAAACCUGACCAUGUUGUGAACAAGAACAUCGCAGAUUGUUGUCUAAUGGAUUAUUAACACAGGAGAGGUUUAUGCUUCAGACUAUGCACUCGUUCACUUCCUGUAGAUCUAAACACCCUGUACCCGUGUUCGUUAUCCGCUGAUCGUCAUUUCUGUAGCUUAAUGGUUUAGGUUAUCUUCACCCUGCAUGAAUCUUUACACAUUUAGAUAUUAAACAGUAAAUGAUUUAAUGUAAAUUUGAAAAAAUCCUUUUAAAUGUGGACUGUGUGACUUUUUGAAUCUCUCCCAAUCUGAGUAAUGUAGCUGAACAUCUGAGCAAAAUAAAUUAAUCACACACAUUAAAA
This is a messenger RNA of Clarias gariepinus (North African catfish), 1450 nucleotides long. It is a transcript of the gene itm2ca, whose product is annotated as integral membrane protein 2Ca. Bases 56 to 817 code for a protein of 253 amino acids. Gene Ontology annotation, molecular function: amyloid-beta binding. Gene Ontology annotation, biological process: negative regulation of amyloid precursor protein biosynthetic process. The record is from RefSeq and is a predicted model, not a curated record. The transcript has 6 exons. NCBI's taxonomy places the organism in Eukaryota, Metazoa, Chordata, Actinopteri, Siluriformes, Clariidae. Gene Ontology annotation, cellular component: plasma membrane; extracellular exosome; Golgi apparatus.